GUCCGUAAUACCAAUAAAACAUGUAAAUAUUCUGUAUAUUUAUUAUGAAAGAGGAAAAGAACAUAAUAAGGCUACCAAAAAAACCAUCAAUGAAAGAAAAAUUACUGUGUAUUUACACAUUUAAGUAUUCUACUAUCAAGGUUAAUCAGACCCCAAAACAAAUGGUGACACCAGAAUCCCCAUUUGAACCUGUACUUCUCCAAUAUCGUAUAAGCAUUUGCUUUUAUUCUUUCUUUUCUGGAUGUGCGGUAUUUUUGGAUACAUCAACUAUUUAGUUGAAAGAGACCGCGGUUACAUCCUUGAUACACUUGUUAAAGGAUUAAAGCGACUCGAAUACCGUGGUUAUGAUUCCGCAGGCUGUGCUGUUGAUGGCGAUGAGGACCAAGAUGCAUUGAUGUUUAAAGAGGUUGGUAACGUUAGUCAGUUAGAAAACACCAUCAACAAAUCCAAUGUCAAUAAGGAUACUAAAUUUAUCAACCAUUGCGCUAUUAGCCAUACUCGAUGGGCAACCCAUGGUCAACCUUCUCCCAUCAAUUGUCACCCUCAGCGCUCAGAUGUUCAUAGCGAAUUCAUUGUUGUACACAAUGGAAUUCUUACAAACUAUCGAGAACUGAAAACUGUCCUUGAAUCCAGAGGCAUGACUUUUGAAAGCGAGACGGAUACGGAGUGUGUCGCCAAGCUCGCAAAAUUUAUAUACGAUACUACGCCCGGCAUUGAUUUUACUUCGCUCGCUAAACUCGUCUUUCGCGAACUGGAAGGAGCGUACGCACUUCUCAUAAAGAGCAGUCACUAUCCUGGUGAAAUAGUUGCAACUCGUCGUGGUUCUCCCCUUAUCGUAGGUGUAAAGAGUUCUCAAAACCUAAAGGUCGAUUUUGUUGAUGUAGAAUUUCCCGAAUCUUCUGAUGGCCUUCCUGGGGCCGCUCCUAAUGCUCUACAUCCCCGGUUUUCAAAGACUCCGGGAACAAGCGGUAUGCUCCGUGGUGACAAACCAGAUUUGCUACAUCGUGCGCAAAGUCGAGCAUUUGUAACGGAGGAAGGUGUACCAGGACCUAUUGAGUACUUUUUUGCUUCCGAUGCUACUCCCAUCAUAGAAUAUACCAAGCGUGUGAUGUUCCUUGAAGAUGAUGAUAUCGCUCAUGUAAGUGAUGGUGAGUUACACGUACAUCGACUUCGCCGUGAAGAAGGAAUGAGUACCACGCGCACGAUCGAGACACUUGAGAUGGAAAUCAUGAGCAUCAUGAAAGGCAAUUACGAUCACUAUAUGAUUAAGGAAAUUUGUGAACAACCCGAUAGUCUACUCAAUACGAUGCGUGGUCGAGUAAACUUCGCCGACCGAGUUGUUACUUUGGGUGGUUUAGAAAGUUACUACGAUAUAAUUCGUCAAAGCCGACGUUUGGUUUUUAUUGCUUGUGGUACUUCUUACCAUUCAUGUAUCGCUGUUCGUCCUAUUUUCGAAGAGCUCACUGGUAUCCCAGUAGUAAUAGAGCUUGCUUCCGAUUUUAUGGAUCGGUGUCCAAACAUAUUCCGUGACGAUACUGUCGUUUUCGUCUCUCAAUCUGGUGAAACCGCUGAUUCCCUGUUGGCCCUUAAUUUCUGUUUGGAACGCGGUGCUUUGACGAUUGGAGUUGUUAAUUGUGUUGGUUCUAGCAUCUCAAGAAAGACGCAUUGUGGUGUCCAUAUUAACGCUGGACCUGAAAUUUGCGUCGCCUCGACAAAGGCUUAUACCUCUCAAUAUAUUGCUUUAGCACUGAUGGCUUUGUAUCUGUCCCGUGAUUCAGUUUCUAAGGCAAAGCGUCGUAUUGAAAUCAUUGAUGGCUUAGCUAAAAUUGGUGAAAAAGUCCAAGAAGCUCUCCAUCUUAGUGCUCGACUAAAAGAAUAUGCUUCACAACAUCUCCUGGAAAAAGACAAUAUGUUAAUAAUCGGUAGAGGAUACCAAUAUGCUACGGCAAUGGAAGGAGCUCUAAAGGUGAAAGAGAUUUCCUAUACACAUGCUGAAGGUAUAUUGGCAGGUGAACUUAAGCAUGGUGUUUUGGCAUUAGUCGAAGAAGGCUUGCCCAUCAUAAUGCUUGUCCCUGAUGAUUUUCAGCAUCCGAAAGCGGUGAACGCACUUGAGCAAAUUAGAGCCCGAGGUGGGAAGCCAAUUGUCAUUACCACAAAAGACUCAGAAAUGUUUAAGGGUCUUUCCACUUUCAUUGUCCCUAAAACGGUUGAUUGUUUACAAGGAAUUUUAAACGUCAUUCCUUUUCAGUUACUAAGUUACUGGAUGGCGGUGUUACGAGGACAUAAUGUCGAUCAACCUCGAAACCUCGCCAAGUCUGUAACCGUGGAAUAAUAGACAAGAUAGAGGUAUUCUGCGUUCUUUAAAAAAUCUACGUCUACGAUUAAGUAAUGGUUUAAUUUAUGUUUUUGUAUAUGACAUAUCUGUUUGUCAUCAAAACUUUGGAGCUAGAGAGGAAGCGUUACUAGUUUUUUUCGUUCAUGCAUAAAGCUAUGUUGAAUGAUCAUCUAUUACCAUCCAGCUAAACCAUGUCUCUGCUUUUUUACUUUUAAUGAAUACCUUCGGAAUUUAUAACAAUAGGUCUGCAUCUCGUCCCUUUGGCUCAAUGGCCAGUAUGACCUUUUAAAUGGAUAUGAUGAUAUAUUUUCUUUUUCGAAAACGUUGUGUAAGCAAGUCUUUUAUACGUAGCGGAUGUAUGAAUUUGUUGAAGAUGAAACAAUAUUAAAUUUUGCAGUAUCGGCAAAGAGACUUGAACAAUUAUGAGAGUUCUUUUAUCGUCGCUUCACAUUGAAGAUUAUGCUGCUAGAAUAAAAGCUCUAGUUUGAGGGAGGGGAUCUUUCGGAUGGUCUUUUCCUAUAGAAUGAGUAUACAUUUAUGUUCUACUAGUAGUUUCUUAUUUUUUCCAUUUUGGAAACAUCGCCAAUUUUUGUUCUCUUAUUCACUUAAAAAAUCUCGUUUCAAUAAAACAUAUGUAAAAUAAUUAGCCUUAAAAAAAUUUAUGUG
This is a messenger RNA of Schizosaccharomyces octosporus yFS286, 3001 nucleotides long. RefSeq names its product glutamine-fructose-6-phosphate transaminase. Gene Ontology annotation, biological process: fructose 6-phosphate metabolic process; UDP-N-acetylglucosamine metabolic process; protein N-linked glycosylation. Bases 242 to 2332 code for a protein of 696 amino acids. NCBI's taxonomy places the organism in Eukaryota, Fungi, Ascomycota, Schizosaccharomycetes, Schizosaccharomycetales, Schizosaccharomycetaceae. Gene Ontology annotation, molecular function: carbohydrate derivative binding; L-glutamine:D-fructose-6-phosphate transaminase (isomerizing) activity. The record is from RefSeq and is a predicted model, not a curated record. The transcript is spliced from 3 exons.